AGCAAGCAUUCAAUCCCCAUUGUUUCUCUUGUUAUUCACUCAUCCAACCCAUACCUCCCAUCUCCCUCACCCUCUCUCUCUCCCAUCUCUCUCCCCAAAACUCACAAAUUUAACUAGAGAGACAGAGAGGAGGGAGACUCAUGGAAAACUCACCAAGACUCUAUCCAAAAGAAAACCCAUCUCCCUCCCACUCCCCCAACAGCCACAACAGCAGCACAAACAGCAAUGGCCUCUCCCCCGCCGUCGCAACUCCUCCGGCGACUCCCAAACCCGUUUCGAGAUCCGAGAACAACCCGUACCCGACGACCUUCGUGCAAGCCGAUUCCACCACUUUUAAACAAGUGGUUCAAAUGCUCACCGGAUCAUCGGAAACCGCCAAGCAGGCCGCAGAUCUACACCAAGUCAAGAACUCGAGCAUCCCGCCGAUCAGAACCAGCCAGAAGAAGCAGAGCUUCAAGCUCUACGAGCGCAGAAAUAGCCUCAAGAAUGGCCUCAUGAUUAACCCUUCCUUGCAUAAUUUCGCAAAUAAUCCGGGUUUUUCGCCGAGAAAACCGGAGAUUUUAUCGCCGAGCAUUCUCGACUUCCCGUCGCUGGUUUUAAGUCCGGUCACGCCGCUGAGAGAUGAUCAUCACAAGUCCUCCGGGAGCUCGUCGGAAGAAGACAAGGCUAUUGCCGAGAAGGGUUUUUAUUUGCAUAAAUCGCCGAUGAGUACGCCGAGAGGCGGAGCUGAGCCGCAGCUGCUGCCGUUGUUUCCGGUGACUUCGCCGCGAGUUUCGGGGUCUUGAAACGGUGUCGUAUUGAGGAGUUUGAUUGUGUUAGCUGCAACUGUAUAACUUGACCAUCUCUAUGUUGCUCAGCUGCUGUUUCAAACACAGAAAGGCAAUCUGUUUUUUUUUUUUAAAUUCUCUUUGUUCUGUGUUUUUCUAAACAAUUUAACUGUUAACUAUUAUCAUCAACAAUGAAAUGAGACUGAGCUUCACUACAAAUAAUUUACAUUGAUUCAUUGCA
Molecule: messenger RNA, 1008 nt
Organism: Daucus carota subsp. sativus
Lineage: Eukaryota; Viridiplantae; Streptophyta; Magnoliopsida; Apiales; Apiaceae
Product: VQ motif-containing protein 4
Exons: 1
Coding region: 141-785 (214 amino acids)
Source: RefSeq, a predicted model, not a curated record